This is a messenger RNA of Ostrea edulis (European flat oyster), 9957 nucleotides long. RefSeq names its product mucin-2-like. NCBI's taxonomy places the organism in Eukaryota, Metazoa, Mollusca, Bivalvia, Ostreida, Ostreidae. The transcript is spliced from 8 exons. The annotation marks the transcript as partial. The record is from RefSeq and is a predicted model, not a curated record.
AUGGAACGAACAGGUGCCAUCGGAGUGCCGCAAGAGCUGAAAACAACAAAUCCAACACAGAGAGGAAAUUAUGAUACCUUUGCCGAGGACUUUCCGAUACGGAUAAAUGGUGAUUCUGGAAACUUUGGAGAGACUAGUCACUACUCAAGAGAGUGGAUGAACAAGAUAACCAGCGAGGAUUUCCGAAAGGAAUAUACUGACCGCUGUUUCAGGGCGGCGUUACGACACAACACACGAACUGAGUCGCCUGGUGCACAGCUAGGUCAUCUGUCUUCGGAAUAUGAAGAUUCUUUACAGACAGCAAAACCCACCAAAUACAAACGACGGAUUAUCACGGCCAUUAUCGUCAGCUGUCUAGUCGUUCUGGGAGCAGCAACGGCAGUUAUCGUUAUUUUUGUAAACAAAUCAAGUAGUACAGUCCUAAAUCUUCGUACAAUUUCAACCACUACUACAACUCCAACCACUACUACAACUCCAACCACAACUCGAACAACUAGUACAACUCCAACCACUAGUACAACUCCAACAACUACUACAACAACAACCACAACUCGAACAAAUAGUACAACUACAACCACUACUACAACUCCAACCACAACUACAACUCCAACAACUACUACAACUCCAACAACUACUACAACUCCAACCACUACUACAACUCCAACAACUACUACAACUCCAACAACUACUACAACUCCAACAACUACUACAACUCCAACCACAACUACAACUCCAACAACUAGUACAACUCCAACAACUACUACAACUACUACAACUCCAACUACUACUACAACUCCAACAACUACUACAACUCCAACAUCUAGUACAACUCCAACAACUACUACAACUACUACAACUCCAACAACAACUACAACUCCAACUACUAGUACAACUCCAAACACUACUACAACUCCAACAACUACUACAACACCAACAACUACUACAACUCCAACAACAACUACAACACCAAAUACUACUAUACCUCAAACAACUACUACAACUCCAACAACAACUACAACUCCAACCACUACUACAACACCAACCACUACUACAACUCCAACAACAACUACAACACCAACCACUACUACAACCCGAACAACUAGUACAACACCAACCACUACUACAACUCCAACCACAACUACAACUCCAACAACUACUACAACACCAACCACUACUACAACUCCAAAAACUACAACUCCAACCACUACUACAACUCCAACAACUACUACAACUCCAACAACAACAACAACUCCAACAACUACUGCAACUUCAACCACUACUACAACUCCCUCGACUACUAGAACUCCAACCACUACUACAAAUCCAACCACUACUACAACACCAACAACUACUACAACACCAACCACUACUACAACUCCAACCACUACUACAACUCCAACAACAACUACAACUCCAACAACUACUACAACCCCAACCACUACUACAACUCCAACCACAACUACAACUCCAACCACUGCUACAAAUCCAACAACUACUACAACUCCAACAACAACUGCAAAUCCGACAACUACUACAACUCCAACCGCUACUACAACUCCAACCACUACUACAACUCCAACCACUACUACAACUCCAUCAACUACUACAACUCCAACCACUACUACAACUCCAACCACUACUACAACUCCAACUACAACUCCAACCACUACAAUAACCCCAACCACUACUUCAACUCCAACCACUACUACAACUCCAACCACAACUACAACCCCAACAACUACUACAACUCCAACGACUACUACAACUCCAACCACUACUACAACCCCAACAACUACUACAACUCCAACCACAACUACAACUCCAACAACUAGUACAACUCCAACCACUACUAUAACUCCAACCACUACUACAACACCAACCACAACUACAACUCCUACCACUACUACAACUCCAACCAUUACUACAACUCCAACAAAAACUACAACUCCAACCACUACUACAACUCCAACAACAACUACAACACCAACCACUACUACAACUCCAACCACUACUACAACCCCAACAACUACUACAACUCCAACCACAACUCUAACUCCAAUCACUAGUACAACUCCAACCACUACUACAACUCCAACAACAACUACAACUCCAACAAAAACUAAAACUCCAACCACUAGUACAACUGCAACCACUACUACAACUCCAACAACAACUACAACUCUAACAACUACUACAACCCCAACAACUACUACAACUCCAACAACAACUACAACUCCAACAACUAGUACAACUCCAACCACAACUACAACUCCAACAACAACUACAACUCCAACCACAACUACAACUCCAACAACAGCUACAACACCAACCACUACUACAACCCCAACAACUAGUACAACACCAACCACUACUACAACUCCAACCACAACUACAACUCCAACAACUACUACAACACCAACCACUACAACAACUACAACUCCAACAACUACUACAACCCCAACCACUACUACAACUCCAACCACAACUACAACUCCAACCACUGCUACAAAUCCAACAACUACUACAACUCCAACAACAACUGCAAAUCCGACAACUACUACAACUCCAACCGCUACUACAACUCCAACCACUACUACAACUCCAACCACUACUACAACUCCAUCAACUACUACAACUCCAACCACUACUACAACUCCAACCACUACUACAACUCCAACUACAACUCCAACCACUACAAUAACCCCAACCACUACUUCAACUCCAACCACUACUACAACUCCAACCACAACUACAACACCAACAACUACUACAACUCCAACGACUACUACAACUCCAACCACUACUACAACCCCAACAACUACUACAACUCCAACCACAACUACAACUCCAACAACUACUACAACUCCAACCACUACUAUAACUCCAACCACUACUACAACUCCAACCACUACUACAACUCCAACAACAACUACAACUCCAACAACUACUACAACCCCAACCACUACUACAACUCCAACCACAACUACAACUCCAACCACUGCUACAAAUCCAACAACUACUACAACUCCAACAACAACUGCAACUCCGACAACUACUACAACUCCAACCGCUACUACAACUCCAACUACUACUACAACUCCAACCACUACUACAACUCCAACCACUACUACAACUCCAACGACAACUACAACUCCAACCACUACUGCAACUUCAACCACUACUACAACACCUACCACUACUGCAACUUCAACCACUACUACAACUCCAACCACAACUACAACACCAACCACUACUACAACUCCAACCACUACUACAACUCCAACCACUACUACAAUUCCAACCACAACUACAACUCCAACCAUUACUACAACCCCAACCACUACUACAACUCCAACCACAACUACAACUCCAACCACUAGUAGAACUCCAACCACUACUACAACUCCAACCACUACUACAACACCAACCACUACUACAACUCCAACCACUACUACAACUCCAACCACUACUACAAUUCCAACCACUACUGCAACUCCAACCACUACUACAACACCAACCACUACUACAACUCCAACAACAACUACAACUCCGACCACUACUACAACCCCAACCACUACUACAACUCCAACAACAACUACAACCCCAACAACUACUAUAACUCGAACCACAACUACAACUCCAACCACUAGUACAACUCCAACCACUACUACAAAUCCAACCACUAGUACAACUCCAAUCACUACUACAAUUCCAACAACAACUACAACACCAACCACUAUUACAAUUUCAACCACUACUACAACUCCAACAACUACUACAACUCCAACCAUUACUACAACUCCAACCACUACUACAACACCAACCACUACUACAACUCCAACCACUACUACAACACCAACCACUACUACAACUCCAACCACUACUACAACACCAACCACUACUACAACUCCAACCACUACUACAACUCCCUCGACUACUAGAACUUCAACCACUACUACAACUCCAACCACUACUACAACACCAACCACUACUACAACUUCAACCACUACUACAACUCCAACAACUACUACAACUCCAACAACAACUGCAACUCCGACCACUACUACAACUCCAACCACUCCAACCACUACUACAACUCCAACUACAACUACAACUCCAACAACUAUAAUAACCCCAACCACUACUACAACUCCAACCACAACUACAACACCAACAACUACUACAACUCCAACGACUACUACAACUCCAACCACUACUACAAUCCAAACGACUACUAGAACUCCAACCACAACUCCAACUCCAACAAGUACUACAACUCCAACAACAACUCCAACUCCAACAACUAGUACAACUCCAACCACAACUACAACUCCAACAACAACUACAACACCAACCACUACUACAACUCCAACAAGUACUACAACUCCAACAACAACUCCAACACCAACCACUAUUACAAUUUCAACCACUACUACAACUCCAACAACUACUACGACUCCAACCAUUACUACAACUCCAACCACUAAUACAACACCAACCACUACUACAACUCCAACCACUACUACAACACCAACCACUACUACAACUCCAACCACUACUACAACUCCCUCGACUACUAGAACUUCAACCACUACUACAAAUCCAACCACUACUACAACACCAACCACUACUACAACACCAACCACUACUACAACUCCAACCACUACUACAACUCCAACCACAACUACAACUCCAACCACUACUACAACUCCAAGAACUACUACAACUCCAACAACAACUGCAACUCCGACAACUACUACAACUCUAACCGCUACUACAACUCCAACUACUACUACAACUCCAACCACUACUACAACUCCAACCACUACUACAACACCAACCACUACUACAACUCCAACCACUACUACAACUCCCUCGACUACUAGAACUUCAACCACUACUACAAAUCCAACCACUACUACAACACCAACCACUACUACAACACCAACCACUACCACAACUCCAACAACUACUACAACACCAACCACUACUACAACUCCAAAAACUACAACUCCAACCACUACUACAACUCCAACAACUACUACAACUCCAACAACAACAACAACUCCAACAACUACUGCAACUUCAACCACUACUACAACUCCCUCGACUACUAGAACUCCAACCACUACGACAAAUCCAACCACUACUACAACACCAACAACUACUACAACACCAACCACUACUACAACUCCAACCACUACUACAACUCCAACAACAACUACAACUCCAACAACUACUACAACCCCAACCACCACUACAACUCCAACCACAACUACAACUCCAACCACUGCUACAAAUCCAACAACUACUACAACUCCAACAACAACUGCAAAUCCGACAACUACUACAACUCCAACCGCUACUACAACUCCAACCACUACUACAACUCCAACCACUACUACAACUCCAUCAACUACUACAACUCCAACCACUACUACAACUCCAACCACUACUACAACUCCAACUACAACUCCAACCACUACAAUAACCCCAACCACUACUUCAACUCCAACCACUACUACAACUCCAACCACAACUACAACACCAACAACUACUACAACUCCAACGACUACUACAACUCCAACCACUACUACAACCCCAACAACUACUACAACUCCAACCACAACUACAACUCCAAAAACUAGUACAACUCCAACCAGUACUAUAACUCCAACCACUACUACAACUCCAACCACUACUACAACUCCAACAACAACUACAACUCCAACAACUACUACAACCCCAACCACUACUACAACUCCAACCACAACUACAACUCCAACCACUGCUACAAAUCCAACAACUACUACAACUCCAACAACAACUGCAAAUCCGACAACUACUACAACUCCAACCGCUACUACAACUCCAACCACUACUACAACUCCAACCACUACUACAACUCCAUCAACUACUACAACUCCAACCACUACUACAACUCCAACCACUACUACAACUCCAACUACAACUCCAACCACUACAAUAACCCCAACCACUACUUCAACUCCAACCACUACUACAACUCCAACCACAACUACAACACCAACAACUACUACAACUCCAACGACUACUACAACUCCAACCACUACUACAACCCCAACAACUACUACAACUCCAACCAUAAAUACAACUCCAACAACUAGUACAACUCCAACCACUACUAUAACUCCAACCACUACUACAACACCAACCACAACUACAACUCCUACCACUACUACAACUCCAACCAUUACUACAACUCCAACAAAAACUACAACUCCAACCACUACUACAACUCCAACAACAACUACAACUACAACCACUACUACAACUCCAACCACUAGUACAACUCCAACCACUACUACAACUCCAACAACAACUACAACACCAACCACUACUACAACUCCAACCACUACUACAACUCCAACCACUACUACAACUCCCUCGACUACUAGAACUUCAACCACUACUACAAAUCCAACCACUACUACAACACUAACCACUACUACAACUCCAACCACUACUACAACUCCAACUACUACUACAACUCCAACCACUACUACAACUCCAACUACAACUACAACUCCAACCACUAUAAUAACCCCAACCACUACUACAACUCCAACCACAACUACAACACCAACAACUACUACAACUCCAACGACUACUACAACUCCAACCGCUACUACAACUCCAACUACUACUACAACUCCAACCACUACUACAACUCCAACUACAACUACAACUCCAACCACUAUAAUAACCCCAACCACUACUACAACUCCAACCACAACUACAACACCAACAACUACUACAACUCCAACGACUACUACAACUCCAACCACUACCACAAUCCAAACGACUACUAGAACUCCAACCACAACUACAACUCCAACAAGUACUACAACUCCAACAACAACUCCAACUCCAACAACUAGUACAACUCCAACCACAACUACAACUCCAACAACAACAACAACACCAACCACUACUACAACUCCAACAAGUACUACAACUCCAACAACAACUCCAACACCAACCACUAUUACAAUUUCAACCACUACUACAACUCCAACAACUACUACGACUCCAACCAUUACUACAACUCCAACCACUAAUACAACACCAACCACUACUACAACUCCAACAACAACUGCAACUCCGACAACUACUACAACUCCAACCGCUACUACAACUCCAACUACUACUACAACUCCAACCACUACUACAACUCCAACCACUACUACAACACCAACCACUACUACAACUCCAACCACUACUACAACUCCCUCGACUACUAGAACUUCAACCACUACUACAAAUCCAACCACUACUACAACACCAACCACUACUACAACACCAACCACUACUACAACUCCAACCACUACUACAACUCCAACCACAAAUACAACUCCAACCACUACUACAACUCCAAGAACUACUACAACUCCAACAACAACUGCAACUCCGACAACUACUACAACUCCAACCGCUACUACAACUCCCUCGACUACUAGAACUUCAACCACUACUACAAAUCCAACCACUACUACAACACCAACCACUACUACAACACCAACCACUACUACAACUCCAACCACUACUACAACUCCAACCACAACUACAACUCCAACCACUACUACAACUCCAAGAACUACUACAACUCCAACAACAACUGCAACUCCGACAACUACUACAACUCCAACCGCUACUACAAUUCCAACCACUACUGCAACUCCAACCACUACUACAACACCAACAACUACAACAACUCCAACAACAACUACAACUCCGACCACUACUACAACACCAACCACUACUACAACUCCAACAACAACUACAACUCCGACCACUACUACAACCCCAACCACUACUACAACUCCAACAACAACUACAACCCCAACAACUACUAUAACUCGAACCACAACUACAACUCCAACCACUAGUACAACUCCAACCACUACUACAAAUCCAACCACUAGUACAACUCCAAUCACUACUACAAUUCCAACAACAACUACAACACCAACCACUAUUACAAUUUCAACCACUACUACAACUCCAACAACUACUACAACUCCAACCAUUACUACAACUCCAACCACUACUACAACACCAACCACUACUACAACUCCAACCACUACUACAACACCAACCACUACUACAAAUCCAACCACUACUACAACACCAACCACUACCACAACUCAAACCACUACUACAACUCCAACAACUACUACAACUCCAACAACAACUGCAACUCCGACCACUACUACAACUCCAACCGCUACUACAACUCCAACUACUACUACAACUCCAACCACUACUACAACUCCAACUACAACUCCAACCACUAUAAUAACCCCAACCACUACUACAACUCCAACCACAACUACAACACCAACAACUACUACAACUCCAACGACUACUACAACUCCAACCACUACUACAAUCCAAACGACUACUAGAACUCCAACCACAACUACAACUCCAACAAGUACUACAACUCCAACAACAACUGCAACUCCAACAACUAGUAUAACUCCAACCACUACUACAACUCCAACCACUACUACAACACCAACCACUACUACAACUCCAACCACUACUACAACUCCAACCACAACUACAACUCCUACCACUACUACAACUCCAACCACUACUACAACUCGUACAACUAGUACAACUCCAACCACAACUACAACUCCAACCACUACUACAACUCCAACGACUACUACAACACCAACCACUACUACAACUCCAACAACUACUACAAAUCCAACAACAACUACAACUCCAACAACAACUACAACUCCAACCACUACUACAACUCCAACAACUAGUACAACUCCAACCACUACUACAACUCCAACAACAAGUACAACUCCAACCACUACUACAACCCCAACCACUACUACAACUCCAACCACUACUACAACUCCAACCACUACUACAUCACCAACCACUACUACAACUCCAACCACUACUGCAACUCCAACCACUACUACAACACCAACCACUACUACAACUCCAACAACAACUACAACUCCGACCACUACUACAACACCAACCACUACUACAACUCCAACAACAACUACAACUCCUACCACUACUACAACUCCAACCACUACUACAACUCGUACAACUAGUACAACUCCAACCACAACUACAACUCCAACCACUACUACAACUCCAACCACUACUACAACUCCAACCACAACUACAACUCCUACCACUACUACAACUCCAACCACUACUACAACUCGUACAACUAGUACAACUCCAACCACAACUACAACUCCAACCACUACUACAACUCCAACGACUACUACAACACCAACCACUACUACAACUCCAACAACUACUACAAAUCCAACAACAACUACAACUCCAACAACAACUACAACUCCAACCACUACUACAACUCCAACAACUAGUACAACUCCAACCACUACUACAACUCCAACAACAAGUACAACUCCAACCACUACUACAACCCCAACCACUACUACAACUCCAACCACUACUACAACUCCAACCACUACUACAUCACCAACCACUACUACAACUCCAACCACUACUGCAACUCAAACCACUACUACAACACCAACCACUACUACAACUCCAACAACAACUACAACUCCGACCACUACUACAACACCAACCACUACUACAACUCCAACAACAACUACAACUCCAACAACUAGUACAACUCCAACCACUACUACAACUCCAACAACAAGUACAACUCCAACCACUACUACAACCCCAACCACUACUACAACUCCAACCACUACUACAACUCCAACCACUACUACAUCACCAACCACUACUACAACUCCAACCACUACUGCAACUCCAACCACUACUACAACACCAACCACUACUACAACUCCAACCACUACUACAACUCCAACCACUACUACAACACCAACCACUACUACAACUCGUACAACUAGUACAACUCCAACCACAACU